AUGCACGCGGUGGGGCAGUCCGUGGACACGCAUGCGUCUGUGCUUGCUGCGGCGAUGGGCGUCUUCCGCGUUUGGCGUUGUGUGUCUGGCACCUGGCGGCCCCGGCUGGCGGCUGGCGCACGGCCGAGAGAUGCAGGCUUCGGCACCGAGGCCCGGGGUCGGCCUCAACCUCAAGGUUCCAGCAAGUGCAAGGACGCAGUGGAGGACCAGCCCUUCCCCGGGCUUCUGCGAACAGAGAACCUCGGCCCGGAGGAGCUGGCUGAGGUGCUGAGGGCAGCUGUGGUGGAUCAGCAAGGACCUCUGGUGACACUGAACAAGCCACAGGGUCUGCCUGUGACAGGGAGACCUGGGGAGCUGACCUUGCUUUCUGUGCUGCCACAGCUGAGCCAGGCCCUGGGGCUCAAACACCGGGAGCUCCAGGUUGUGCGAGCACCUGGAAAGGAGGCGUCUGGGCUUGUGCUUCUCUCCAGCUGCCCCCAGACAGCAAGCCGCUUGCAGAAGUUCUUCGUUCACUCAAGGAGAACACAGAGGCCCACAGCCACCUACUGUGGCAUCACUGAUGGCAUCCCUGAGCCUUCUGAGGGGACUAUCCACGUGGCCCUGAAGCUGGAACGCAUGGAUGGCAUUGAUCUUGCCAUCCCCGUGACAUCCCCAUCUCGAAAGGACAUCCUAGAAGGUGUCAAGAGGACCCUCAGCCAUUUCCAUGUGAUGGCCACAGGCUGUGGCUGUGCUCUGGUCCAGCUGCAGCCACUGACAGUGUUCCCCAGUCAGCUUCAGGUGCACAUGGCUCUACAGCUCUGCCCAGUGCUUGGGGACCACACCUAUGCUCCUCGAGUGGGCACCGUUCUGGGCCAGCGCUUUCUGUGGCCAGCCAAGACCACCAAGCUCCAGAGACAGGUGCUGGACGAAGCUCUCCUCAGACGCCUUCGCCUGCGUCCUUCCCAGGUGGCCCAGAUGCCCUUGCACCUGCACUUGCACCGCCUCCUCCUCCCAGGCACCAGAUCCAGGGACCCCCCUAGUGAACUUGUGGCACCCCUACCCUCGUACUUCUCUCGGACCCUGCAGUGCCUGCGGCUCUCUCACCGAUAGACAGUGCUUAACCCCCAAUUGGAAAAUAGAAAGAAGGGCCGUGACCCAGCUCAAGGACAGUGGGCUUGGUGCUGAGUACGGUCAAGGUCUUUGACUCCUUAGUCCUACCAACCUAAGAUAAAUCCCAGUUAAACCACUCACUUACUGUGUGGCGUUGGGCAGGUGACCGCUCUCUGGACUUAAAAUAAUAAAAGUCCUACCUCACAAGUCUGCUUUUGAGGAUCUGCUGAGAAAGCAAGUGUUGACCAGGGACUGUGCUCUCUGCUCAAGUGAACAGUGGCCAGGUCUGGAGGUGGCAUCUGCUGUACUCCUGGUCACGAGGAGGUUUGUUUGCUUUUGAGGCUGGGCCUCUUGGUAUAUCCCUGGCUGGACUGGAAUUCAGAGAUGCACCUGCCUCUGCCUCCCAAGUCCUGGGAGGACAGACACACACCACUGUGCAGGCAUGAGCUCUUCUGACUUUGGGAGACACAGGUCAUUGGAUUUCAACACCGCACUCUCCUCUCCACCCUGCCCCACUCAGGAAGCAUUCACACGCUACAGCUAGAUACCGCUUUUGGAGGACCAGCAGCUGAGGCUCUACAGGGUCUCACUGUGUAGCUCUGACUGGCCUGGAACUCACAGAGAUCUGUCUGCCUCUACCUCCCAAGUGCUGGGAUUAAAGGUGUGUGCCACCAACACCCGGCAUUCUGUCUAUUUAUUGGGAGGCCUUUUGUAGUCUUUAAAGGCCAGGCUGAUGCUGGACCCUCAUGUGUACACAGUGGAUUCAUUGAAGUGACUCAGUGAAGUGAGGCCCAGAAACAUUCUUCUGGGUAGUGAGGGGCAAAGCAGCACCGUGUGAGUGGUAGGUGACUGCUGCAUUUAGCUUUUACCUGACUGGUAGACCUGGCACUAGCUCUGGCACUCAACAGAGUGGUGAGCUGGCUGUUGAAGGUCACACAGCAUAUUAGUAACAGCUGAGACCUAAACCUGGCAGUGGGGCAGUCUGAACUAUUAACCUCCUUGGCUCCAGGUGGUAGAUAAAGGUACUGAAACUGGAAGAAGAAAUUGCUCUCCCACCUCGGCCACGGGACUUGGCUCCUGGCUUCACAAUCCAGAUGUUUCGAUCCCCCUCCAUGUCGAUCUGGGGUACCACGGCCCGAAGCUGCUGUAGGAUGUCUUCACAGCGCUGGACCUGGACCUCUAGGUGUUUCAGUUCUGCCCCUUCACUGUGUGGAGACAGUGGGACUUGGGGAGGGUGGGGCCUGGGCCAGAUGAAAGGAUAGGACAAUCGGAGACACAGCCUCCCACCUCCAACCUGCUCUGGCCAUGCCUGCCCCUGAGACACCUAGAUAGGUCUCCUUGCUUCCCAUCACCAACAGCCUCUAACCUAUCCAGACUACAGCCCUCCCCAGUCCCAUACUCUACCUUCUGACACCUUCUUUCCUAGAAUCCUGAGGAUGGGGCAUUCACUAAGCCAGGCACUCUGGCAGACCCCCCCCCCAGCCCCGUUCCUCUCAGCAGCCGUCUAGGGAAGUAUUACUCAGCCAGUUUUAGGGAAAUUAAAAUUGAAGCUGGGAGAGUUAGUGGACCUGGCCAAGGUUGCAUACCAGGUGAAAGUGACUGAGCCAGGGUCCAAAAGCCAGACUGCUUUACCCAAAGGUGCCUUCCAAGUCCACCCUGCCUCAUCUGGACCUAACUCUGGUUGACAGUCGUACUUUCUCAGUCUAAGGCUUGUCUCUCCCAUUGCAUACCCUCCCAUGCCACAAAUCCAUUUAUAAAGCUACUGUCUGCCCUCUCCCUUGGCCUUACUGAUGUGUGGUACAGAGGGUUGAACCCAGCACCAGCUAGGCUGAGUAUACACUCUCUUCUGAGCUACAAGUUGAGCCUGCUGUCUUCUGCGCAUUUUGCUCUCUGCUGUGUCUCACUCUCUAACAUAACCCCUACCACCUAGUAGGUACUUCCCAAGUCUGUUGACUGAGUGGUUGGCUGUGUGCAUGCUUGGGUAGGAGUUGGCCUAGACAGAUGGGUUCAUGGGAAAGGGGGACCCUGUUCCCUACAGGAUGGACCAUAUCCUCAACUAUAAUCAUAUGCUGUCCCAGAUGGCUGCUUCAUUUACUCCUGGACAACAAAGACUCCCCUGGAUGCUGGCCUCACUUUAACAGCUGGACCUACCAUAGACAGCUUUGUUUUUUGUGAGCAGCAUCAAGAACAAGAGUGGCCAGACAGGGGGGCUCAAAGGUCUCCAAAGACAGUCCCACUGGCUCCUAACUAGCUUUCCUGUGGUCUGUGUCAGUAUCUGCCUAGUAAAUCUGGGGUGAGGCGCAGGGAAAUGUCACCUGGGAUUGGCAAGGGUACAGGGAAUUUGAAAAUGUCUAUUCAGUAUGACUUUUAUAAAACCUGUUUUGAUGAAAGUUAACCUUAAUAAAAGUAAGGCUGAUGAGG
This is a messenger RNA of Cricetulus griseus (Chinese hamster), 3510 nucleotides long. The record is from RefSeq and is a predicted model, not a curated record. NCBI's taxonomy places the organism in Eukaryota, Metazoa, Chordata, Mammalia, Rodentia, Cricetidae.